Messenger RNA from Musca vetustissima, 1806 nucleotides. It is a transcript of the gene RIOK1, whose product is annotated as serine/threonine-protein kinase RIO1. Gene Ontology annotation, molecular function: ATP binding; protein serine/threonine kinase activity. The record is from RefSeq and is a predicted model, not a curated record. Gene Ontology annotation, cellular component: preribosome, small subunit precursor; cytosol. Gene Ontology annotation, biological process: maturation of SSU-rRNA. NCBI's taxonomy places the organism in Eukaryota, Metazoa, Arthropoda, Insecta, Diptera, Muscidae. The coding region runs from base 1 to 1806 and encodes 601 amino acids. The transcript is spliced from 2 exons.
AUGGCCGAUUUACAUCAAUUUAGUGAUGCAGAAGAAGACGAGCAGAUUCCCUACAAGGAAAAUUUGGUUGCCGGUUUUAAAAAGUUAACAGUAAAAGAUGAAAUCUUUAAAGAUUUAAAGGGUGUGGUGGAAAACACAACAGACGACUUGAAGGAGAAAAUCCUAAGCAAUGAAGAUGCCGACGAAGAGGAGGACCAAGAGGAGGCAGAUGCCAACAAUGACUAUGAUUAUUAUGACGAUGAGGAUGAAGAUGAUAUUGAUUAUCAAGAUAAUUAUGAUUAUGAAGAAAAUUAUGCAGGUUUUCAAAAACACAAUAAUCAUUUGUCGGCAUCCUCCGGAACUGGUGGUGGAGGUGGCGGUGCUGCACAUCAACAUUCCUCACAACGUGUUAGCAGUUAUCAACCCAAUGAAAAGUUAUUUACACGCUACUCAGCCCGUAUUAAUGUGGAAAAAUACGAUCCAACCACAAAUAUGUCAGCCCAGGCGGCUAAUCGUUUGGUCUCCUUCGAUUCGAAACAGGAUAAUAAAAUCAAAAUCCGUGAUAAACAUGAUCGAGCCACGGCAGAACAGGUUAUGGAUCCAAGGACACGUAUGAUUUUGUUCAAACUUUUAAAUCGUGGUUUAAUCCAGGAGAUUAAUGGUUGCAUAUCCACCGGUAAAGAGGCAAAUGUCUAUCACGCUGUGUCCCGAGAUACCGAUGACGAGUUUGCCAUUAAAAUCUACAAGACCUCAAUAUUGGUAUUUAAAGAUCGUGAUAAAUAUGUGAGUGGUGAAUUUCGUUUUCGCCACGGCUAUUGUCGUCACAAUCCCAGGAAGAUGGUGCGAACUUGGGCCGAAAAGGAAAUGCGUAAUUAUUUGCGUAUGUAUAAUGCUGGAGUGCCGGUGCCAGAACCCAUUCUCCUGAGGUCUCAUGUUUUGGUAAUGCGUUUUUGUGGUAAAAAUGGUUGGCCAUCACCCAAACUGAAAGAUGUGGAGCUGACCACCUCCAAGGCUCGAGAAUUGUAUCGUGAUUGUGUUGUACUCAUGUGGAAAAUUUAUAACAAAUGCCGCCUGGUCCAUGCCGAUCUUUCGGAAUUUAACAUUCUCGUAGAAGAUGGCCAAUUGAUAAUUAUUGAUGUCUCGCAAUCUGUGGAACAUGAUCAUCCCCAUGCUUUUGAUUUCUUGCGUAAAGAUUGUACAAAUAUCUCGGAAUUUUUCCGCAAAAAGGCUGUGGCCACAAUGACCGUAAAAGAGCUAUUCGAUUUCAUCACAGAUCAAACCAUUACCGAGGAAAAUAUGGAAACCUGCUUGGAGAAGAUAUCGGAAAAAAUUAAAGAUCGUGAUUUUGAGGCCAUAACGGCCCAGGAGAAAAUCGAUGAAGCGGUGUGGCAACAAACCUUUAUACCCAAACGUUUGGAUGAAGUGCGCUACUUCGAACGCGAUGUGGACAAGGUGAAAAAGGGUGAAAAACAAAAUUUAAUUUAUGGCAAAAUUACCGGUCUCAAUGAGAAUUUGGAGGUACAAAAGAAACCGGCAAUUUUAUCGGAAAAGGAACAGCAAGAAAAUGAAAAGAAUUUGGAAAAGAAGGAGGGUGAAGGUGGGGAGGAGGAGGAUGAUGAAGCUGAAGAGGAUGGUGGAUCAAGUGAGGACGACGAAGAUGAUGGUGAUACAAAGUUUAAAAAUUCCGCCCGUCCCCGUGAUGAAUCGCCGGAAAGUAAGAAGGCCCGCAAAAAGGCCGUCAAAGAAGCUCAGGCCGAAAAACGCAAAGUGAAAGUCAAGAAACAUGUCAAGAAACGUAAAGAGAAGAUGGCCAGUGCCAAGAAAUAG